AUGGACCGUUUGUGCCCGAGCCACGGUCGGGCCACGGUCCCUGCAGCUCCCUUCGAGCGUUCCGAGCUCGAACUGGUCCACCGCAUCGCCCCCGAGGGCUGGGGGAUUCCCGAUGGCCUAACAGCCAUCCCCCAACACUUUCCACAAAACACACAAAGCAAUUCCCAGAAGAAGCCUCCCCAACCAGGGACCACGUGCUCGCCGCGGGGGGUCGGAAGGGAGGGCGCUGCCAGUUGGGGGCGGGCCUCAGACGGGCUGCGCCCGCCGGCCAAUCAGCGUUCGAGGGCAGGGGGCGGGGCCAUAGGCCUGUCCGUCAUCACNGGGGCCCGGGCGGCGCAGUCCGCCUUCCACAUCCCCAGCAGCAGCAGCAGCAGCGGCCCGUACGGCUCGCAGGACUCGGUGAACAGCACCCCCGACGAGGGCCGCUCGGCCGCCGGCGGGCCCCGCCUCGUGAUCGGCUCGCUGCCGGCGCACCUUUCCCCGCACAUGUUCGGAGGUUUCAAGUGCCCAGUGUGCUCCAAGUUUGUACCUUCAGAUGAAAUGGACUUACAUCUUGUGAUGUGUUUAACAAAGCCAAGGAUAACCUAUAACGAGGAUGUGCUAAGUAAAGAUGCUGGAGAAUGUGCCAUAUGCCUGGAAGAGCUGCAGCAAGGAGACACGAUCGCCCGGCUGCCCUGCCUGUGCAUCUAUCAUAAAGGCUGCAUAGACGAAUGGUUUGAAGUCAAUAGGUCUUGCCCUGAGCACCCUUCAGAUUAAGCGUCUGGUUCCUGUUUUAUGUUUGGAAAACGUCAUAUGAGGACCUGUCUCUGGGAACAAACAUGUGCAGCCGGAAACCAUGAGUUCUAUGGGACUGGAUCACAACAGAGAUGGACUAUUAGAGGGAUGAGGUGUACGUGAGAGAGGACGUUCCUCAGCAGAACUCGGUGCACAGACAUGCACAGAAAAGGCUGCGCCGCACCGCAGGGAUCUGGAAAAUGCUGCACAUCCCCCCGGCGUGUCAUCGUCAUUUACCCAUAGUUCCUGUUGGUAACAUUUUGUACUCAGACGCCAAAGUUAGCGAAUUUCAUAGUGGAUUUACUUCUCAAGUUCCCUCGAGCUGUGAAUGGAUUUGGGGGUUUGGGGUUUUUCUCUUUUCCUCCCAACUUGGAAGGUUUUGCAUUCUCAGAUUCUAGAGUAAAGAUGACCUCACGCUCCCUUCUUGUGGAUUGACACCUCACCAACCAAACUAGGGGAUGGAGCAGCAGUAAAGUCUUUUUCUCUGAAUGCAGACUGUGAUCUCAAGUUCUUCCAGACAUCCGGAAGUGACAAGCAGAAUGCUGCCCAAAGAGUCCAGUGGAGUCCGGGACCGAUUCCCGCAGACCUGCUCAAUCUGCAUGGCCCCUUCCUAGCUGGGGAGAAACCCCUGCCUGGCAGUGUGGCAGCAGCCCCACGCAGCUAUGCAACUUCCUAAGGAAGGACCAGUUUUAAGUGCUGCCGGCAAUGGGAAUUUCUUUUAACGGGUAUUUUUGUUUUUUCAGGUAAUUCUUUUUCUGUACUUUCAUCUCCGGGCUGCCUCUCCAAGUGGGGGCAAAAUAUGAAAACUUAAGAAAAUAACUGCUGAAGUGGGGAGAAAAGUUUUCCAAGUUCCUAAAAUUAAGUUUGGAUGAAGCUCAGAAUAAUUUGCGGAACAUUUUAUAUAGAUUUUUAAAAAAAAAAAUCAGAAUUUAAUUUGCAUGGCAGAUUCAUAGCAAUUUGCAUCUUUCAUUUUCCAGAUAAUCUGGAGAUUAGCAUUUGAUAAUUUUUUAAACAAGUAUGGAGAUUUUGUUAAUUUAUAAUUUAUUAAUGUAUGUUACUGUGCUGCAUAUGUGUUAAUUUACAGAGGCUUUUAAACAGUCCUGUAGGGGAAAUGUACUGAGGAAAUUAUGUGAAUAAAUAAAUAAUAGUUCCCACAAAACAUAUCUGAAUGAUUUAAACUUGGAGGAGAAGUCAGGGCUAUGUAAGUGAAUGUCUUUUUAUAUCAAUACAAGUAGUUUCUGCAUUUUCAACAUAAAGGGAAAAUGUUAUCAGUAAAGAUUCUGCAGUGUAGUUGAUGGCUCUCAGAAGGAAGCUGUCCUGGGCUGAUUUCUGAGCAAAUGAAUUCUUUCCUUUUCUUCUUUGUUGCUUCCUGGGCUCUCAAUGUCCCGUGUUCUCCCCCUCCCCCUUGUUCUCCCUCUCACGCCCCUCCUGUUCCCUGUUAAGAAAGGCAAGAACAGGAGCCACGGCCACCACCGCCAGCACACCCACCCAGGCCCCACCCCUAUCAUGGCUUGCUGGGAGAGCCUAGACUUAGAUAACAUUUUCCCUGAGACUCUGCUGUGAAAUGCCUUGUGUGAUGCUGCACAUGAUCAGAGAAUCCAAAAUCACUCGUGUAACAACUGACCACACGGUGUCCUGGUGCUUCUGAACCAACUAAGGAAAAGAUGCUUCCCUCACACUUUGGCUCUCAUCAUUAAAUCUCAGUCAGAUCUACUUGGUUGUUGUUAAUUUUGUAAAUUGUUCCCUCCAUAAAAUAACAGCGUUUAGAAUGUGAAUGAUGUGUUCCUUUAGCCCUAUUAAUAUCCCGCUGUGGGCAGAAUUAUUUGGGUUCCUUGCGGGAAAUGCCAGUGAUUCGAGCUGGGGUGGCUUAGUGGCCAUGUUCUCCUAGAGGCUUAUUUUUUCAAUGUGAUUGUUUCUUUUUCGUUUUACUUUGAUAGCAGGUGUCAAACCCACAUUGGCCCGAGUGUGCUCUUUGACUGUGUGCGCACCGUGAAAUAAGUCGCACACUCAGGACUCCUACUGUCCUGAGUCUCCUUACCUCCAUUAGCCUUGCUCCUCCAGAACCGAAGUGCCCAGCUCUGCUGGGGCAGAACCACAUUCAGUUAUCUUUGGGAGAGGUUUACCAAAUUAAAAAUACAAUGUAACUUAGACAAUGUUAAUUUGUGGUUUUCUAAGUCAAUUAUGGAGCCAGCAGGGAUUCGUUUCUGUUGGAGUUUGGCACCACUUAUCUAGGGCAGUCUCUAUUGAAAUCUGUUGAGAACCAGCCUGUAAAACAAAACCAAACUAGAAACUACUAUUUUUACUUUAAAUUUAGAUUUCCAUCCUUCAUCACUUGACUUCCCAAAAUAUUAAUGUGCAGGUAUUUUUUAAAAUGACUCACAUCUAAACUGUUCAGAAUUUUAAUUCCAAAUAGCUAAAACCCUGAGAAACAUCCCAGGGAAAUAUGCUUGAAAUCUGUGGUGCCAGGGCAGGAAAUCUUGUAUCUUAGAGAACUAGCUUUCUCCCUACCUGCCCUGCUGGCUAAAUGGAAAGAGAGCUGAAAGCCCGAAUGAGCAAAAGUCUCACCCUCUCCUCUUUGUAGGGGAAGGUCACACAUGGGAAAACGAUAUGUUCAGAUUUCUGUGCUACCGUUGGUCCGAAGUGUGUUGAUUGCCAAUUUUUACCACACACACCCCCUCCCCAAUAUUUUUGCUGGGCCUAUCUCGUGCCUAAAUAUAUAAGAAAAAGUAAAUCUUUCUAAUACUCAGGUUUUGCCAUUAAAUGAGCUAUUUGCCAGAAGAGUAAAUAGAAUGUACUCUAAUGGGCGUGUUUUUAAAAUCUGGGCACAAGCUUGAGCAUAGAUUGUGUUUUACAAAAAGCAAAUUCAUUUGAAAUAGCAAAGUGUCGCCUAUUUAGUUUCCUGUGAUAGCUCAAACAAGAUCAAACAGAGGCUGCCGGUGUUAUUAAUAGGAGGCCUUGGGCUAAAACGUGGAGAACCAUUGGGGCCCUCUCCCCAGUGCAGACUGUCCAGCUACAUUUGAGUUCCUUCAGUGAAAACACCACUUUCCUUUUCACAAUGUUUCUAAAAUUGGUGAUGGGAACAUUUCAAACCAAUCAAAGUUCACAAAUUCUGUAAAUGUAGGGUAGACACAGGUUUGGGGAAAGCACGUUGUAAAUCUUAGUGCUUUAUGAACGUGAAUGACUUCUUACUGUUUUCUAAAAGACUAAAUUCCAAAUAAACAUCAUCUGCACUUACUGCCUACCAACCAGGUAGUGUGGAUUUUGUCCCAACGAGCUUGAGUGUAAAGCAAAGCUGUAUUGUAAACUCUCUGGGCUGUCAGAUGGAUUAACCGAAUUUUACUGCUCAUUGGCGUCCCCGCUAGAGCGACAUUUUUAAGUCCAACUUUUACAUCUAAGUAAAAUAAGCAAACGCUAAGAGUAAAUCCAAACAAAUGGCGGUGGUGUGAGUUGGGCCUGCUGGGUCUCAACCCCAUCUUGGAGUUCAGUCUAAGACUUUGAAAUAAGAAGCCUUUCAUGUGACAAGGAUUGGAAGGCUUGUGCACCCGGCUACAGGCAAAUUCUGAGGUUUCCACCUUUCCAGUCAAGGAGGAAGGUCAGGCACCAGACCCUAUGCCCCCUUUCCUGUAGUGUGUGACUACUGACUUAUGUUUUGCUCUGUGAAUAACGUUGGUUGAUUUUGGGGUUGUUGGUUUUUCCCCCUUAAUUUUCCUUCCUACCCAGAUAGGUUACUGCUUGCUAGUUUUUUGGGAGGGGAUUGCAAUCCAAAUCUCUCUUUGCUGUGGGCUUUGCCUGGUAACAUUAGGUCAGUUUGCUUUGCUUACACACAACAAUCGCCAGCUUGAAGUUCUGAGCGAGCAUCCUUACUCGGAAUGCUGCCUAGCCACGUGGUCUAUAUUUGAAACAAAGAAUGACUGUAUUUGUUAGGACAUGAUUCCUCUCCCUAACCAGCUUAGAUUACUAAUAGCUUCUAGCACUGAAGGCAAUCAGGUGCAUUAAUCUUUGGUUUGGUCAUCGGGAAUAAGUACGUUAAUGCUCUAAAGCCAUCUGACCUCAACCAGUAGCCAUCACAAUAGGUCUCUGCUUGUAUACAGGAGAGGAUUCCAGAAAUGAGGGACCAGGUGGCAUCUGUGAGCUGAAACCCUGGCCAGCAGACUUUGCUGGUAACGUCUACUGGCUCUGCCUGGGCUGCAGGGCGGCCCUCAGAUCUCUGGCAUGCAUGCAUAGGCCAUGAUGGACUUUGACUACAGAAGGAACUAACCCCCUCUGGCCUGGUAACCUGCUGGUGUUGCUUUUUAACUGUUGAGACUCUCAGAUCUUCCCUCCUAGUUUCUGAUCUGAGGAUAUAUUGCUAAGGUGCUAUGCUAAUGGUUUGUGUUGAGGAAAUUAGGCACCUCCUUCACAUCUGGUCUGAUUAGCAGUCUAAAAUGAAGUUUUAUGAAUCAUGGCAGCCAUUAUAAUAUAUGUUGUAUUAGGCCCUUAUUACCAAUAAACCUUCAUCAAAUAUCUCCUGGGUCUUGUUGCAACCAUGCCAGGCCCUUAGGGUGAGGCUCUGAACUUGGACAGAGUUGCAUGAUGCUAACUUAUAUUGGGUUUAGGAGAAUAAAUCCCACUUUCUUCAGAGAUAACUUGCUGUGGGUGUCAUAGUUUUGAAAAUAAAGGAAAUGUGUGACCGCAA
Vombatus ursinus (common wombat) is the source of this 5449-nucleotide messenger RNA. Its product is annotated as E3 ubiquitin-protein ligase ZNRF2-like. The coding region runs from base 1 to 756 and encodes 251 amino acids. The transcript has 8 exons. NCBI's taxonomy places the organism in Eukaryota, Metazoa, Chordata, Mammalia, Diprotodontia, Vombatidae. The record is from RefSeq and is a predicted model, not a curated record.